Messenger RNA from Phytophthora nicotianae INRA-310, 428 nucleotides. RefSeq lists its product as hypothetical. Bases 1 to 345 code for a protein of 114 amino acids. Lineage: Eukaryota; Oomycota; Peronosporomycetes; Peronosporales; Peronosporaceae. The record is from RefSeq and is a predicted model, not a curated record. The transcript has a single exon.
AUGGACACGCUUCGAGACGUAGAGCUCCAGCUCUCGCGCGUCGUGGCCGUCGUGCAGCAGCGACUGCUCUUUUGUGAUUCCCUCCACUGCCAGACCAACCAGUCGACCGGAGAUGUUAAACAAAUUCUGGAUAAUAUUGAGAAGCUGCACGAUAAUCUCAAAAACUCAACCAAGGAACUAGCCGCACGCCUCACUCCACUGUCAUUUUCCGUCGAAAACGAAUUAAAGACACAAGAAAUCAAAGAGACACCGGAUUUGGACUCUGAAACCGAUACAGAAGACGAAUUUUGUCAAGAUCACGAGUCGUCCUCGGAUGUGGGCAGCAAGCGAAUGAGAGAGAACUAAGGUGAGAAAGAAAACGAGCCUGAGACUAAGCGUUAGUAGUAUACACUGGAACAUUACGACGUCACUUUUUUUCCUUACCGUAU